AUGUCAACAACUCCGAGCCUGACUAGCAUUCCUACUAGUAUGCCUACUACAGACACUGCUUUGUUGAAACAAGGCAUACCCUCAUGGCCAUCAGAAUUACAACGGUAUUCGCAAGCUGUGAUGCUUGAUUCUGCGCUUGGUGCCAACUACUUCAUAAAGGAUCAAAACUAUGGCAUCUGGGAAGGAAUUGUACAUCCUUCAGGGGUAUUGUAUUACUUCGAUGCUUCGACGGCGCGGCUUGCAGGCAAUUACAGGAAGACACAUGGUAUAUGGUUGUCGAGCCUUGUGCCCGACAACAAUGAGAUCGCCUGCAAGUCACACUGGCAUGGCCGUGGUGGUGAGGCUGGAAGAAUGAUUCAGACGGCUUUGAUAGGCUUGCUAAACACUCAUGCGAGUCUCAAGCCUGCUCAAGUCACGGUCUGCGGCGGCCGCACAAGGCUUGCCAGUGGGCCUGCCAGUAGUAGGUCAAUUUUGGACACUGGCUACUGCCAUACUGCAGCUGAACAUGUCACUACUUGGUUUAUAAUUCUCUCAUUCUCAUUCUCACUUGUCCUCAUUUCCAUGCUUGUCUCGUCCAUCUUCUCAUCUUCUUCCCUUCUCCUGCGCUCAUCCAUCAUCCGUAUUCCUCUGAGCCAUGACUAUUGGGAGCUGGAGGGCAAUUUUUCAGCAAAGAAGGUUCACCCUGGUGAUCUCAAGACAGCCGCUGCAAACGAGGCAAUGGGUGGUUUGUUCGUCCAUCAUCUACUAUGUUUGCCUGAACCAUGCCAGCAGUUGCUGACGUGUGCUGGGUGUUUGCGCAUGAUAUUUGUGGUGUUGGGAAUGGCCGCUGCAGCAGCAUGGUGGGGCGAAUUUGGUGGUCCUCCAAGUCAUUACAACUUGAAGGACUAUCAGGAGCUGGAGGACAAUUUUUCAGCGAAGAAGGCUCACCCUGACUUUGUGGUUCUGGACAAUUACUACUACAUUGUUAAUCAUCUCCAUCACCAUGACCAAAUGAUAGACCUUAUAUGGCACAAACUCUUUUCUCAUCAAGUAUCGGCACUCGCAGACGAGCAGAAGAUCGCAUUGCGGGUAGUUGUGUGCGUUUCGCCAACCGUAUUACCUCGGUCGGAAGCAGGAUACUAUGAGAGAACAAAUCACUGA
This is a messenger RNA of Suillus bovinus, 1140 nucleotides long. RefSeq lists its product as uncharacterized. Bases 1 to 1140 code for a protein of 379 amino acids. The transcript is spliced from 13 exons. NCBI's taxonomy places the organism in Eukaryota, Fungi, Basidiomycota, Agaricomycetes, Boletales, Suillaceae. The record is from RefSeq and is a predicted model, not a curated record.